This is a messenger RNA of Brassica rapa (field mustard), 537 nucleotides long. RefSeq lists its product as uncharacterized. NCBI's taxonomy places the organism in Eukaryota, Viridiplantae, Streptophyta, Magnoliopsida, Brassicales, Brassicaceae. The record is from RefSeq and is a predicted model, not a curated record.
AUGACAAGAGUAAGUGCUGCUCAGUGUGACUGGGGUGGUAGUAUAUGGUUCUCUCAAGCCACGCCGAAGUUUGCGUUUAUGGCCUGGCUGGCCAUCAGAGGCAGAUUAGCUACAAUGGACCGGGUUGCUGUAUGGAGUCAAGGGGUAGACACCACUUGUGUUCUAUGCAAAAGGGCUUCAGAGACUCGAAAUCAUCUCUUCUUUGAGUGCUCGUUUUCCACGCAGAUUUGGGAACCACUCAUGAAAGGGAUUUUGCGCAACUCCUACUCAGGCAAGUGGGAGGAGCUGGUCAGUCUACUAGCCACAUCGCCCAUGGAAAAGAAGAAACAGUUUUGGUUCAGGUACACGCUCCAAGCUACUGCCUACAUGCUGUGGAGAGAGAGAAACAGAAGACGGCAUGGUGAACAGCCUAUGCUGGCUACUGUCUUGACAAAACACAUCGAAAAAGCUAUCAGAAACAAACUCAGCUUGGUACAGUCGAAGGGAAUUGGAGGUCUUGAAGUGAGUUUGCAAUACUGGCUUGGUACUAAGAUGUAA